ACGAAUAUGAGAUAUCUCUUUCUAUUCACGUCACAUAUAAACCGCUCUUGCACUGCUACGUCGAUGAAGAAGCUCUUUUUGGGGUGUAUGACGUAACAAGGUUGUCGUCUGGCAUAGCGUUUCUUAGUAGCCAUUUUAUUCCCAACCGCACGGCUGAUUAAGGUGCUUCUGUGUACAUCCAACCUUCGGUUCGGCCCACCAGCACCAUGGAUUCAAAGCGGUAUGAACGCAGCGGCAGAUCGAAUACAGAAUCGCCACCUACUCCACCCUCGCCUCCCAUGUAUAGCACAGGUUGUACCAUGAUACAUGACAGUCACAAGAGUAGAAUCAGUAUGCGACGUUCACCCUCACCCGGCGGGGACCACCAUCGAAGCAGUAGAUCUUCGCGGAACUCGCCACUUCCAGAGCGACGCAAGCGCCGUCGUAGCAGCUCCAGAUCUCCUGUACGUUCUCACAGACGGUCUAGGUCCAAUGAUAGAGAUCGAGAUCGUGACAGAGAGAGGUCACGAAAAUAUUCCAGAAGAGAUAGAUCACGGUCGAGAUCGCGCGGAAGAUCACGCUCAAGAGACAAGAGGCGAAGUCGAAGUCGUAAUCGCAGCAGAGAUCGAUACAGGUACAGAGAAAGCCGUAGGCAUCAUGCAAGAGCAACUUCAUAUGAGUCAGAUGCUCUGGAAGACCAUGGAGAGGAGGCGGGGGUGGUGAUGCGUCAAGCCGUAGCUGUUGCUCCACAACCGAAUGCCUUUAAGAAUGACGGUAGUUUUAUGGAGAUGUUCAAGAAAAUGCAAGAACAGAUGCAACCUGCCGCACAGAAGCCCACCACCUCUGUGUUGGAAGAGAAACCUAUAGUGCCACCACCAUUGAUGGUAGGCAAGAGGAGAGGUGGUAGGAUUCUAAAGACUGGUAUGGUAGCGAAACCAAAGACAGAACAGAUAGUGGAACAACCGAAGGACGCGUGGUCUCUGUAUAUGGCAGAGGUAAAAAAGUACCGAGAGGUUUGCUGCCAAGAGGAGGAUAAUACGCGACCAUUAGUCAAAUAGUUUUGACAUGUCAUAUUAUCCUAUCUUUACAUACUGUGGCUAAUUACUUUUUUUAAUACCUAUAGUUAAUUGUUAAUUCUUAAAAGAACUAAAAAAAAUAUUGGGGCAGAUAUUUCUUCUCAAAGGCACUUUUCUUUCAUUCGUUCGUUUUACGUUUUGCCGUGAACUUUGUAUUCAUUUGACAUCGACGCCAUGAAAGUUCUUUUAACGAUUUGAAUGAAAUAAAACGGAAAAGAGAAGUGCCGUAAGAAACAAACUCACUUGUGAUAUAGUGUCGUAUGUGCUUUGAGAGAUGAAUGAACAAGAGCGAGAGAGAAACGUAGAAUUUACAUUUACGAGCAGACAAUAGAGGGCAGAGGAGAAGAGAGAAGGUGAAA
Messenger RNA from Pogonomyrmex barbatus (red harvester ant), 1414 nucleotides. RefSeq lists its product as uncharacterized. Gene Ontology annotation, molecular function: 3'-5' exonuclease activity; 5'-3' exonuclease activity. The record is from RefSeq and is a predicted model, not a curated record. NCBI's taxonomy places the organism in Eukaryota, Metazoa, Arthropoda, Insecta, Hymenoptera, Formicidae.